CAUCAUCCCUUCUUACCAUUCUCGCCUGUCAAUUUGGCUCAGCAAUCAAAAGGCAUCAUGGCAAACAAUGCCACUGAGCCAAUCUUGCUUGGUGUGGCAGCAAGAGAUAGAAAAGCAAGAAGUAAGCCAAUGUCACAAAUCCUAAAUAGGAUCUUAAACAAUCCAGAAAUCAAUUGUCAAAUUGUAAACUUUGGUGAUAAAGUCUUACUUGAUGAACCACCAGAAUCAUGGCCUGUGGUGGACGUUUUGAUUUCAUUCUUUUCCGAUGGUUUCCCAUUGGAUAAAGCAAUCGCUUAUGCUGACUUACGUAAACCCGUUCUCGUCAAUGAUUUACGUUUGCAAAAGGUUCUGUGGGACAGACGGGCUGUUUUGGCAAUCCUCGAUGCCGUAAAGGUACCCACACCUCGUCGACUGGAAGUGGACAGGGAUGGAGGUCCAGAAGUAGAAGAAAAAGUGUUUGAAGAUCUCAAGAAGAGACUCAAGCUUGAUCUACGAAAAGGUCGUCAACCUUCAGUAGAAUGCAAAAUAUCCGAAGAUGAUAUCGAUACUUUGAUCAUUACCAAAACAGAGCAGGAUGGUAAAGUAAACACCACCACAAUGAAGAAGCCAUUCGUGGAAAAACCUGUUAGUGGAGAAGAUCAUAAUAUUCACAUCUACUUUCCCAAAUCAAGAGGAGGAGGCGGAAGAAGAUUGUUUCGUAAAGUAGGAAACAAAUCAUCUGAAUAUGAUGCAGAACUUAUUCAUCCAAGAGGAGAUGGUUCAUACAUUUACGAGGAGUUCAUGGACGUUGAUAAUGCCGAAGAUGUAAAGGUAUAUACCAUCGGACCGCAUUUCGUUCAUGCGGAAACACGCAAAUCGCCCGUUGUGGAUGGAAUGGUGAAGAGAAAUCCAGACGGAAAGGAAAUUCGUUAUAUCACAAAAUUAACCGAUGAAGAAGUUCAAAUGGCAACAAAUAUUUCCAACGCAUUUAAGCAAAAUAUUUGCGGAUUUGAUCUACUUCGAGUAGGAAAAAAGAGCUAUGUGAUCGAUGUGAACGGUUGGAGUUUCGUGAAAGGAAAUGAUUUCUACUAUGAUAAUUGUGCAGAGAUCUUGUCUAAAUUCUGCAAGGUCAACGUACCCAGACCCUUAAAUCAGAGCAGGGGUCAUACACCAACACGAGGAGGUGAUCAAGAACAAGCAUCUUGGACUUUGAAAGCGAAUGUGACCGUAUUCAGACACGGUGACAGAACCCCAAAGCAAAAGCUAAAGCGAUCCUUCAAGCCGAAAGAAAAGUGGGCUAAGCCCCUUUUGGAUCUUUUGCAGGGACGAAGGGAAGAGAUCAUCUUGCGAAAUAAUUUAGAAAUCAUCAGUCAAGCAGCACAAAAAGCGAUGGAAAUUGAAGGAGCAAAUGUGGAAGAUUUAAAGUUGGUGAUCCAAUUGAUCGAGAGAAAGAAAAAUUUCGGAGGUACAAAAGUACAAAUAAAGCCAUCGUUUGAUAAAAAGUCUGGAGAAUUGGAAAAGAUGCAAUUGAUCAUCAAAUGGGGUGGUGAAUUCAGUCAUGCUGCAAGACAUCAAGCAAAAGAUUUCGGACAAAACAUGCGAAGGGAUAUGGUAAUCAUGAACGAUGCUGCUUUGAAGAAUUGCACAAUCUAUACAUCUUCUGAGCGUAGAGUUACUGCAAGUGCUGAAAUCUUCGCUGCUUCCUUUUUGGAGGAGAAAGCUGAUCCGAGCAAACAUCCUUUGGAGUUGAUCAUUCGUAAGGAUUUAUUGGAUGAUUCAAAUGCGGCUAAAGAUUGGAUGGACGUUGUAAAGAAAGACUUAAAGCAUUUGCUACGUCCCGAAGUUGGUGGUAAUGACAAGCCCACCGGCUGGCCAGAAGACCUUGAUGGACCAUCAAUCUUAUGUUCGCGCGUUUCAGACCUUUUGAAGGAGCUAAGAUCAGUCAUGAGAUCAAAUUGGAACAAGAUUGAUGUUGAACGUGUUCAAAUGCGUUGGUGUACUCAUGAAACGCCUGCCUUGUUCCGCGAGAGAUGGGAAAAACUCUUUGCCGAUUAUGAAGAGGAUCCAUACGAUCCAGGCCGUACAAGCGAGCUGUACGAUAUGCUCUGUCAUGAUGGCUUGCAUAAUCGGCAGUUCUUUGAGACAAUCUUUACCAAUCCUGAAGAUAAAACGGAAGAUCGUUUACGCACGUUACAAGAUCUUUAUCGUAUGAGUAUGGCUUUGUUCAACUACAUUUGUCCAAGAGAGUACGGUAUCACCACAGACCAGAAGGCUCGUAUAGGCUUACUCACUUCGAUGCCCCUACUGGAACACAUCAUCGGAAACUUGCGUGCAUCAGACAAAUCGAGCUUAUGCUCUCUCUACUUCACAAAAGAAUCUCAUAUUCACACUUUACUCAAUUUGAUCUUAGCAUCAGAUCUGCCAAUCGUGAUGCCCAGUAUGCCACCUUUGGAUUACUUUUCUUCGAUCACAUUUGAAGUUUUCGAGAAGACUGUUGCACCCUCAACUUCUACAAACGCAAGUCCAAGAGAUUCGGUUUCUUUGCAAGGUAGUGUUGAUGCAAAUAACGGUGGCUCUUCAACAACUGCAAGUAGCGAGAAUGGCACGCCAAUGCGAUCAUUGUUGAUCUCUUUAUCCGAAGGUGCACAUAGCGAUAAUAUCCUUUCGGUUAAUGUGGACGCAAGGCAUGCGCUUACACCUUUGCCACGAAGACCCUUAACUACACAUAUCGAUUUAGACGAAGCUUUGAAUAAGCUAGGAGCUCAUUCAACCACCCUUGAUCAUUUAGACGCACCCAUAGAACGUGGUCAAGUAGAAGGAGGAGCGGUUUUCUUUGGAGAACAAGAUUCAGAAACGGGUGUUUUGCCGGUAAAACAACGUAGAUCAAGUACAGAUACAGAUCAAACUACCGGCAUUUAGACAUAGACAAUAUCAUCCUUAUACAAAAGUUUUUUGCACUAAUUAUCUAUCAUGUAUUCCUCGGAUUUUAGGAUCUUCGGUGACUUUGGUCACUCUAUUCAUCAUUGCAAUUUUUGUUCCCUUG
Messenger RNA from Meira miltonrushii, 3022 nucleotides. Its product is annotated as putative VIP1-actin cytoskeleton organization and biogenesis-related protein. Bases 58 to 2898 code for a protein of 946 amino acids. The transcript has a single exon. Gene Ontology annotation, biological process: inositol metabolic process; inositol phosphate biosynthetic process. Lineage: Eukaryota; Fungi; Basidiomycota; Exobasidiomycetes; Exobasidiales; Brachybasidiaceae. The record is from RefSeq and is a predicted model, not a curated record. Gene Ontology annotation, molecular function: diphosphoinositol pentakisphosphate kinase activity; inositol hexakisphosphate kinase activity; 5-diphosphoinositol pentakisphosphate 1-kinase activity. Gene Ontology annotation, cellular component: cytosol.